Macadamia integrifolia is the source of this 1707-nucleotide messenger RNA. Its product is annotated as UDP-glycosyltransferase 88F4-like. Gene Ontology annotation, molecular function: UDP-glycosyltransferase activity. The transcript has a single exon. NCBI's taxonomy places the organism in Eukaryota, Viridiplantae, Streptophyta, Magnoliopsida, Proteales, Proteaceae. Bases 96 to 1475 code for a protein of 459 amino acids. The record is from RefSeq and is a predicted model, not a curated record.
AGUUCUUACACGUUCUUACUCCCUUAGCUCUCUGUUUGCUCUGUUCUUUAAUGUAUUUGCACUCCUCAUAGAUUCAGAACUGAUCUGAAGAGAAAAUGAAAGACACCAUAGUUCUGUAUCCAGUUCCGGCCCUGAAUCACCUUGUCUCCAUGGUUGAGCUGGGGAAGCUAAUCAUCCACCACUACAACCACCGCUUCUCACUCACAGUCCUCCUCGGCUCCGGCGACUCGGCCGUCGAUUCUUACAUCGAUCACGUCUCUCAAACAGACCCUUCAAUCGUUUUCCACCCCUUCCCUGCUCUUCCCAACACUGAAUCUUCAUCCCCCACCACCAUCUUCCAAACCAUCCGCCGCAACAAUCCGAACCUCCUCCAUACCCUCCAAACUAUCUCCAACACUUCCUCCAUUGCAGCCUUUGUGAUCGAUUUCUUCUGCAACCCCGCCUUCCCUAUUGCUGCAGAACUAAACAUCCCUCUUUACUUCUAUGUGCCGAGCGGUGCCUCUGGUCUCUCCGUCUUCCUUUACCUCCCGACGAUUCAUAACCAGACUGACAAGAGCCUCAGGGAGCUUGGCAAUAUUAUUCUCGACAUCCCGGGCUUGCCCCCAAUUCGCGCUGCACAGAUGCCUGAGAUCUUACAUGAUCGGAACAAUGAGUUCUACGAUGAGUUAUUGGAUAUGUCAAUCAAUUUCACCAAAUCAAGGGGCAUUAUAUCAAACACCUUUCAAGCACUAGAGCCAAGAGUAAUCGAGGCGGUCGAAGAACAAACGUCCGCAUUUUUCUGUAUCGGACCAUUAGUUGUAGAACCCAGAGAUCAAUCCAGUGAGUCCGAUUGCUUGCGGUGGCUUGAUGCGCAACCGAGUCGAAGCGUUGUUUUCUUAAGCUUUGGAAGCCGCGGGGUUUUCCCGGCGAAGCAGAUUUCAGAGAUCGCCGAGGGGCUUGAGAGGAGUGGCCAGAGGUUCUUGUGGGUGGUGCGAAGUCCUCCAACGGAUAGUGGCAAACGGUCUUCGCUAUCGGCCACGGAUGAUUUCGAUCUUGACGCUGUGAUGCCGGAGGGGUUUCUUGAUCGGACCAGAGACAAGGGACAGGUGGUGAAGUCGUGGGCGCCGCAGGUAGAGGUGCUGAGUCGGGAAUCGGUGGGUGGAUUUGUGACACAUUGUGGGUGGAACUCGGUUUUGGAAGCUGUGUGCGCUGGGGUGCCCAUGCUGGCUUGGCCACUCUAUGCGGAGCAGGAAGUGAAUAAGGAGGUUUUGGUGGAGGAUAUGAAGUUGGCGACGCCAAUGGAGGCGGCGGAGGACGGAAUUGUGGUUGCUGCCGAGGUUGAGAAGCGAGUCAAAGCGCUGAUUGACUCGGAUGAGGGGGCAGAGAUGAGAGAACGAAGUAGGGAGAUCAGAGAGAAGGCCUUAGCUGCGUGGGCUGAAGGCGGGUCGUCAAAGACUGCCUUUACCAAUUUGGCCAAAUCAUGGGAGCGAAGUUAACAAGUCCAUCGUUUCAUCCGUGUCAAACUGAUUCAUCCCUCAUCUCGUCAUCUCAACAAGCCAUUGCGCACCAUAAUAAAGACUCUUUUUCCACAUUAUAAAGGUUUUUUUUGGCAGCUCAAUAAAGACACUCGUUUUUCAGAAAUAAUCGAGGCUGUUUUGUUUUCUUUAAAAGGUGAUCCAGAAAUUCUAUAAAAGAAAAAAAAAUCUAUUUAAAAAUUUUAAUUGUUAA